This is a messenger RNA of Scheffersomyces amazonensis, 849 nucleotides long. Its product is annotated as aldo-keto reductase superfamily protein. Bases 1 to 849 code for a protein of 282 amino acids. Gene Ontology annotation, molecular function: oxidoreductase activity. The record is from RefSeq and is a predicted model, not a curated record. The transcript has a single exon. NCBI's taxonomy places the organism in Eukaryota, Fungi, Ascomycota, Pichiomycetes, Serinales, Debaryomycetaceae.
AUGUCUUUGAGAUUGAUUAAAUUGAACUCAGGAAGUUUGAUACCAUCAAUUGGUCUCGGUACGUGGGACUUGCCUCGUCAUCAAACAUCGGACAUAGUUUAUGAAGCUUGCAAGGUUGGAUAUCGACAUUUUGAUACGGCUGUUUUAUAUGGUAAUGAACGAGAAGUGAGUCAAGGAAUUGUUAGAUUCCUUAGCGAGAAUCCACAAUAUAAACGAGAGGAGUUUUUCUAUACUACUAAAUUAUGGAAUAAUCAACUUGGAACAAAUGAAACUCGUAGAGCAAUUGAAGAAAUGAUUGAAAAGAUUGGUGAUUUGCAAUACAUUGAUCUUCUACUCAUUCAUUCUCCAUUGCCAGGCAAGCAGCAUAGAUUACAGGCCUAUGAGCAGAUGCAAAUCGCUAAAGAUAAUGGCUAUGUCAAAAAUAUUGGAGUUUCGAAUUAUGGAAAGCAUCACAUCGAAGAGUUACUAACUUGGCCUCAAUUAAGAUUCAAACCCGUUGUAAAUCAAAUAGAAAUAAGUCCUUGGUGUAUGCGAACAGAAUUAGCUACAUGGUGUCUUAGUCAAGGAAUACAUGUUGAAGCUUAUGCUCCAUUGACGCAUGGUUAUAAGUUAACAGAGGAUCCAACUCUUGCAAAAUAUGCGAAGAAGUAUGAGGUUAGCCCUGCACAAAUUUUAAUCAAAUGGUCAUUGCAAAAGGGAUAUAUCCCUUUACCAAAGACCAAAACUCUAACAAGAUUACCUCAGAAUCUAGAUGUUAAUUCAUUUACUUUGUCUGAUGAUGAUAUUAAAGAAAUUGAUCGUCCAGAUGCUUAUGAGCCCACUGAUUGGGAAUGCACUGACGCUCCUUAA